AUGGAAACCAAACACCAAAAGCCCUAUCUCUCUGAACCACUCCUAUUACCAACCUCCCCCUCUUCUCCGCCAGAUAUCUCCACCGCUACCAUCACAUCUAACUCCGAUAUCUUGUUCCGAUUCGCUUGCAUAAUCCUCAUUGGAACAAUAUCAGUAUGGGCAAACUACGAAGCUUCCAAAGGCUUUAGCAUCACAGUUAUCAACGACGCUGCUGACUCAUUUGCUGCCAAACGUUUUUCUCACUUCUACAUCUCUGACGACAAAGCCACACGUAUCAUCUUGGAAACUAGUAAAUUCGUUGAGAACCUUCUCUACCCGAGGGAUUAUGUACAUUAUCAUCAUCAAAGUCGAUUUUUCAAGAAACAUGUCAAUCAUGUGACUCUCCGGUUAGCCAAUCAAAAUAUGUCAACCGAUAUCACAGUAGAGUCACGAGCCAACAAUGAGUAUGUUCUCCACCUGGAUCCUUCAAUCAUGCAACAUAAGAAUUUUAGCCAUGCCAUUGUGUCAGCGAUACGACGUGGCAUGGCUCGUAUUUGGCUAUGGGACGGUCAUGGGACCGUACCACAGCCACUUACGAAUGGCAUGAUUGAGUACCUAAGUAGUAGUUUCCAGCAGGAGCUUUCAAGCAAAAAUUCUUCGGAAACUGACAGGGUGGCAGAAAUGCUGGUUAAUUGUGAGAAUCAAAAUUCAGGUUUCGUCCGACAGUUGAAUCAAGCCAUGAGAGAUCAUUGGCACGAUUCAACCGUUGAUUAUCUAUCAGGUGAUUUAAAAUCUCAUGCCAGUCUCUGCAAUUAUAUAAUUUGA
Daucus carota subsp. sativus is the source of this 804-nucleotide messenger RNA. RefSeq lists its product as uncharacterized. The transcript has a single exon. NCBI's taxonomy places the organism in Eukaryota, Viridiplantae, Streptophyta, Magnoliopsida, Apiales, Apiaceae. The coding region runs from base 1 to 804 and encodes 267 amino acids. The record is from RefSeq and is a predicted model, not a curated record.